Capsaspora owczarzaki ATCC 30864 is the source of this 2969-nucleotide messenger RNA. Its product is annotated as phosphoinositide-3-kinase. Gene Ontology annotation, cellular component: phosphatidylinositol 3-kinase complex, class III, type II; membrane; phosphatidylinositol 3-kinase complex, class III, type I. Gene Ontology annotation, molecular function: 1-phosphatidylinositol-3-kinase activity. Gene Ontology annotation, biological process: phosphatidylinositol-mediated signaling; phosphatidylinositol-3-phosphate biosynthetic process; autophagosome assembly. The record is from RefSeq and is a predicted model, not a curated record. The transcript has 13 exons. Lineage: Eukaryota; Filasterea; Ministeriida; Capsasporidae. Bases 28 to 2865 code for a protein of 945 amino acids.
UUUUUUUUUUUCCUUCCUCUUGUUCCAAUGACCAGUCGGCCAAUCGUGGGGGUGUCCAGCAGUGGCGGCGCCGGCUCCGGCCCCGUCGGCGUCGGCGGAGUGUCUGGCAUGGGCAUGGGCGCUUCUGUCAACAGCGGCCUUCCCCUUGGCGGCCUCGGGGCGGGCGUGAGCGGCGUUGGACCGAGCGGCAGCAGCGUUGGCGGAGUUGCUUCAGCAAGCAGCUUGGCCGUGUCAUCGAGCUCUGCUGCUGCUGCUUCGAGCUCUGGAGCAUCGGGCACUGCCAUCAGUGGGCCGACGAUGCUGCAGUACGGGCGCAGCUGCGAUCUGCUGGUCCACCUGCACGUCAAGAUUAUCAAACUCGAGGGUUUUCGACCAGACAUUUCGUUCCAAACCAAGUUGGACAACGCGUACAUGCGCUACUCGGGCCAGUCACUCAGCGAUCGUCCCGAUUUUUUCGUGACUUGCCAAGUGUUCUCGGAAGGCAAGCCGCUCGGUCUGUCUUCCAAAACGCGAUUCAAGGCGUUUUCAAACGAAAUUGCAUGGAACGAAUGGCUAACGCUUCCCAUCGCGUACCGCGAUCUGCCACGCGACUCGGUGCUUGCCAUCACUGUGUGGGACAUCUUCGCACCACGCCGCAUCAUUCCGAUUGGCGGCAGCACCAUUUCCCUCUUUGGCAGGAACGGCACACUCCGAAAAGCAAAUCACAGGCUGCAUCUUUGGCCCUACGUCGAAGCCGAUGGCAAAAACCCCACAACCACACCAGCCAAGCAAGGAGAUGUCGACGAGAGUGACCGGCUCGAGUCGCUGAUCAAAAAGUAUCAACGCCACGAAAUGGACCGAAUCGAUUGGCUGGAUAGUGCUGCGUGGCAGGCGAUCGCCCAAGUCCAGCAGCGCAUGUCCAACGCAUCCCGCGAGACAUUCCUCUACAUUGAGUUUCCUCGUUUCAAUCAUGCCAUCGUCUACCAUGAAACGGACGCCGAUGAACGCUACACCAUGCCGCCAGUAUCGGCAGACGUGAGCUUUGUGCAUGAUCCAGACCUCCAUCGUGACAAUUUGGUCGAAGCCAAACACAAAAAACUAACACGCAACCACCGCCAUGGACCGCUGGAUCGUUUACUCAAGCCGAACGCCCACAUUCGCGAUACUUUGUUUAUGCUGGUCAAAUACCCUCCAACAAAAGUCCUGGUGGGCGACGAAAAGGAUUUGUUAUGGCGAUUCCGGUACCAUCUGGCCCGUGACAAGCGAGCGCUGACCAAAUUCUUGAAGGCCGUUGAUUGGCUUGAAUCCGACCAGAUCAAGCAGGCCACCACGUUGCUGGCCUUGUGGGAUCCGAUCGAUAUCGACGAUGCCCUCGAGCUGCUGUCCUCGCAAUUUACCGAGCCAGCUGUGCGCGAAUAUGCCGUGACUCGCCUAGAGCGCGCCGCUGACGAUGACCUGACGAGCUACUUGCUUCAGCUCGUGCAGGCUGUCAAGUUUGAAGGCAUUGUGCUUGAUUCGCGUUCCUCCACCCUCGAGGACAACCUUGCUGCAGCCAAUGUGCCUCUGACCAACACCAUUGGCAGCGGUGCCAACUCGCAGGCUGCGCUGGACGCCAGCAACCCGGACUCUGAAUCCAAUUUCGGCGACAAGUCUGACGACGAUUCCCAGUUUUCCGUCAUGAAUCAAUCCUCUCUUGUGCGCUUUCUCAUCUCCCGUGCAGUCCAAAAUACCGAGCUUGCCGUAUUUUUGUAUUGGUACUUUGUUGUCGAGUUUGAAGAUGCCAAGCAUGGCCGCAUUUACCGCGCCGCGUCUGCGGACUUGCGCAAAACACUGAUGCGGGAUCCUUCAAAGCGCUCCGUUGUCAGUAUACUCAACCGCCAAGAACGGUUGGUGACUUCUCUCGUCACCAUCUACAAAGAUUUGAAGGCGACCAAAGAAUCACGAGACAAAAAGAUCACCCGAUUGGUUGCCAUCCUGAGCGAGCGCUCGGAUUUGCUGCAUUUCGAUCCGUUGCCCCUCCCCCUCGAUCCCCGUGUCAAAGUGGUGGGCAUCAUGGCUUCAAACGCGUCCAUGUUUAAGAGUGCGCUGACACCCUUGCGCAUUACCUUCCUGACCGAGGACAACCAGCAAUAUGUCACCCUUUUCAAAUCGGGCGACGAUUUGCGCCAAGACCAACUCAUCCUCCAAAUCAUUUCUCUGAUGGACCGGCUUCUCAGAAAGGAAAACUUGGACCUGAAGCUCACACCCUACAAGGUGUUGGCCACGAGCAGCGAGAACGGGUUGGUCCAGUUCGUCAACGCCAUGCCUGUCGCGGCUGUGCUUGAAAAACACGGCUCCAUCCAGGCGUACUUGCGCAAGUCGGACAGCUCCGUGUCGCAGGAGGUCAUGGACACGUACGUCAAGAGUAUGGCCGGGUACUGCGUCAUUACGUAUCUUCUUGGCAUUGGCGAUCGUCAUCUCGACAAUCUGCUGCUGAGCGAGUCUGGCAACCUGCUCCACAUUGACUUUGGUUACAUUCUCGGGCGCGACCCGAAGCCCUUCCCACCGCCAAUGAAGCUCGCCAAGGAAAUGGUUGAAGGCAUGGGUGGUGCCAAUUCCGUGCACUACAAAAAGUUUUUGGCGCACUGCUACAACGCCUUCCUGAUUCUACGCAAGUCCUCCAACCUCAUUCUCAACUUGUUCACUCUGAUGGUUGACUCAAGCGUACCUGACAUUGCCAACGAGCCAGACAAGGCCGUAAUGAAGGUCCAGGAAAAGUUCCAACUCCAGCUAUCGGACGAGCAGGCCGUGCAGUUCUUCCAACAGCUGAUCGACGAGAGCGUUAGCGCGCUCUUUGCGCAGAUUUCCGAGACCAUUCACAAGUGGGCCCAGUACUGGCGCAAGUAGUUUGGUUUGGUGUUUUGUUGAACGAGCCCAAUGCCAAAAGCUAUUGUUGUAACAAUGAUGAAAAAAAAAAGUUGUAAAUGCAAAGAUUCGUAGAUAUUAACGCA